AUGUCUGCGCCCAUCUUUGCAGAAGAGGCCACUCAGGAGCGCGCGGAGAAUGCGCGCCUUUCCUCGUUUGUAGGUGCACUUGCUCUCGGAGAUUUGGUCAAAAGCACGCUUGGCCCGAAAGGGAUGAACAAGGUGCUUCAGUCGAUCGGCUCGAACGAAAUCACCGUGACCAACGACGGCGCGACGAUCUUAAAGUCCAUCUAUUUGGACAACCCUGCCGCCAAGAUCUUGGUCAACAUUAGCAAGGUCCAGGACGAUGAGGUGGGUGACGGGACUACGAGUGUGUGUGUGCUGGCAGCCGAACUCUUGCGCGAGGCCGAGCGUAUGAUCGAAACGCGCAUGCACCCCCAAGUCAUCGUUGACGGCUACCGCAUUGCAAGCAAAACCGCACUGCGCGCACUAGAAGGAGUUGCGGUAGACCACAGCAAGGAUACCUCCCUUUUUCGCCAGGAUCUGCUGAACAUUGCGCGCACUACACUCUCUAGCAAAGUUUUGUCGCAGGCCAAGGAUUACUUUGCGAACCUCGCCGUGGAUGCAAUCUUGCGCCUCAAAGGCUCGACCAAUUUGGAGAAUAUCCAGAUCAUCAAAAAACUUGGCGGCAAGCUUACCGACAGUUAUUUGAGCGAGGGUUUCAUUCUCGAUAAGCGCAUCAUGCCGAACGCGCCAAAAGAGCUGAAGGAUGCCAAGAUCAUGAUUGCAAAUACCUCGAUGGACACAGACAAGAUUAAAAUCUUUGGCGCGCGCGUGCGUGUAGAUAGCACAGGACAGCUCGCCGAGAUUGAGCGUGCAGAGCGCGAGAAAAUGAAGGCCAAGGUCGACCGGAUCAAGGCGCAUGGGAUCAACUGUUUCGUCAACCGGCAGCUCAUUUACAACUACCCAGAAGGCCUCCUCUCCGAUGCUGGCAUCACGUGUAUCGAGCACGCUGACUUCGAGGGAGUGGAGCGCUUGUCGCUCGUCACUGGCGCCGAAAUCGCAAGCACUUUUGACCACCCCGAGUCGAUCAAACUCGGCCGCUGCGGCAAGAUUGAAGAGAUUAUGAUUGGUGAGGACAAGCUGAUCAAAUUUUCCAACGUUGCUGCGGGCGAGGCGUGCACGGUUGUGCUGCGCGGCGCGACCUCGCAAAUGAUUGACGAGGCAGAGCGCUCUCUGCACGACGCACUCAGCGUCCUGAGCCAAACCGUGAAGGAAUCGCGCAUUACCUACGGCGGAGGCUGUGCCGAAAUGGUCAUGAGCAACGCUGUGGACGAAGAGGCGAUCAGGACGCCCGGAAAAAAGUCGCUUGCCGUCGAAGCGUUUGCCCAGGCGCUGCGCCAGCUCCCGACCAUCCUCGCCGACAAUGCCGGCCUGGACUCGGCCGACUUGGUUACCAAGCUCCGCGCGGCGCACCACGACGGCGGCUGCGAGAUGGGCCUGGACUUGGACAAAGGCGAUAUCGCCAAUAUGGCCGAGUCGGGCGUCACGGAAAGCUACAAGCUCAAGCGGCAGAUUGUUGUUUCUGCAAGCGAAGCUGCAGAAAUGAUUUUGCGUGUAGAUGAUAUCCUACGUGCGACACCCCGCAGGCGCGAUGCGCAUUAA
Messenger RNA from Malassezia vespertilionis, 1575 nucleotides. It is a transcript of the gene CCT2, whose product is annotated as T-complex protein 1 subunit beta. Bases 1 to 1575 code for a protein of 524 amino acids. The record is from RefSeq and is a predicted model, not a curated record. Gene Ontology annotation, molecular function: ATP-dependent protein folding chaperone; ATP binding; ATP hydrolysis activity. NCBI's taxonomy places the organism in Eukaryota, Fungi, Basidiomycota, Malasseziomycetes, Malasseziales, Malasseziaceae. Gene Ontology annotation, biological process: protein folding. The transcript has a single exon. Gene Ontology annotation, cellular component: cytosol; chaperonin-containing T-complex.